Messenger RNA from Alternaria atra, 1563 nucleotides. RefSeq lists its product as uncharacterized. Gene Ontology annotation, cellular component: cytosol. The transcript has 4 exons. Gene Ontology annotation, molecular function: transaminase activity; pyridoxal phosphate binding. The record is from RefSeq and is a predicted model, not a curated record. Lineage: Eukaryota; Fungi; Ascomycota; Dothideomycetes; Pleosporales; Pleosporaceae. Bases 1 to 1563 code for a protein of 520 amino acids.
AUGGCACCGGCUCUACUAUUCGAUGGGAGCGGCACUCCUAGUCCAGCAUCCGAGAGCAGCAUCUCAUUAUCAAGUAUGGACGAAGUCCCUGCACUUACUACUUCUCGGGAUCGCCGAAACCGCCGAAACCGCAAUGGCCCUCGCAGUCCUUUACUCAAACGCAGUGCGAGGGGCCCUCCCCUAUUUCUCGAAGGGGCCAAGGGCAACUGGCUGUCAGUCUCAGAUGGCAAGGCGGCAUGGAGGAUUUUUGACGCUUCUGGAGGUGCUGCUGUAUCGAACAUUGGUCACAAAGACCAAAGAGUGUAUGAAGCUAUAAGACAGCAAGAAGAAACUGGUGUUGGGUACGCCGCGUCCAUGAGUUUCCAAACUGAUGUAGUGGAGGAUUUUGCAGAUUUUCUUCUUGAAUCAACCGAUGAUAAGAUGACUGAGGUGGUUUUCUAUGGGUCUGGUUCCGAGGCUAAUGAGGCAGCUCAAAAGCUAGCCUACCAAUAUCACUCCAAAUCGAAAGACAAUCCGCAACCUCAACGCCGGUGGUUCAUUGCCCGCGAUCGAUCCUACCACGGAGCGACGCUUGGUGCUCUUGAGGUCAGUGGGCACAAAGGCCGCAAGGAGAUGUACAGACCUAUACUACCCGAGAAGACCCAAUUCGUAUCUCCUUGCAAUCCUUGCCGCGAUAUGAUCAAGGGAGAAACGACAGCUCAGUAUGUUAAACGACUUGAAGAUGAGUUGGAGCGCAAGAUCCUUGAUCUUGGCCCUGAAACAGUAGCCGGCUUCGUUAUGGAGCCUGUCGUGGGCGCGGCACUUGGAUGCGUUCCCGCAUUACCCGGCUACCUUACGGCCAUGAAGAGUGUAUGCAAGAAGUACGGGGUGCUUUUCGUUUUGGACGAGGUUAUGAGUGGCAUGGGCCGCACCGGCUAUAUGCAUGCCUGGCAAGAUGAGGACGUCGUCCCAGAUAUCCAAUUGGUAGGCAAGGGCCUUGCAGGCGGUUACGCAGCCAUAUCUGCCAUGCUCGUGGGACCAGUGAUAACGGAUGCCCUUGGAGAAUCCGCCUUCGCUCACGGUCAUACCUUCCAGAACUUCCCUGCGGCAUGCGCUGCUGGUCUUGCAGUACAACAAAUCGUUCGAGACGACAAGCUCUUGGAUAAUGUCAAGGACAAGGGGGAGAAGCUGAUGAAGAAUUUGGUGGCUCGUUUAAGUGAUCAUCCCAAUGUCUUCGACAUCCGGGGUAAAGGUCUGUUUCUCGGGAUUGAGUUUGUGCAAGAUAAGGCGACCAAAGUGCCAUUCGAUCCCGAAGUGGCAGUAGCCUGGAGGGUCCAUGAGCUGGGUAUUUUCGUCCUACUCUCACGAGUAUUUCGUCUACUGACUAUUACACCAGGGCUGAAGGAUGGAUACAACGUCUAUGUAUAUCCAGGGUCCGGUACGUUUGACGGCACCCGUGGAGAUCAUGUCAUCAUCGCUCCUGCAUACAACAUCACGGAUAGCGACGUCGAAUUUAUCGUCGACCGUGUCUGCAAGACAGUUGUUGACUUCUUCGCGGAACUCAGUGUGGCCCCAAAGUUGUGA